This is a messenger RNA of Rhodamnia argentea, 1464 nucleotides long. RefSeq lists its product as uncharacterized. The record is from RefSeq and is a predicted model, not a curated record. The transcript has a single exon. Bases 228 to 1307 code for a protein of 359 amino acids. Lineage: Eukaryota; Viridiplantae; Streptophyta; Magnoliopsida; Myrtales; Myrtaceae.
UUUACUUUACUCUGUUUCUCUUCUCUCCUCCACAGAAGUCGUCUGUUGGAUCGUAGCCAUAACUAUUUCGCUCUCUCUCGAGAUCUCGAGUCUCCACACCCUUCAAACUCUCUCUUCCACAUUGUGCCACCUUCUCUUCAGUUUCUUCUUUUGUUUCGGUUUCAAGAACAGGAAAGAAAGCUGACAAAUUUAGCAACUCCGAAGCUCCGGCAGUAAUACCAGGGACCAUGGGUUGCGUCUCCUCCAACCUGCUGAGUCACGACGACGAGUUCUCUCCCCUCGGGACCUCCGCCCUCGGCCACCACAUUGUCUCUCUCACCUCCACCACCUACGGCCUCCUCACCCUCGACCCACCCACACCCUCCACCCCCGCCGCCGCCGCCGCCGCCGCCGCCACCACGCCGCCGACUCCUCCGCCGCGGUUUACCCUUGGAUCCAUCUUCCACUCCCCUCUCUCCGACCCCAAGUCCUUCCGGUCGGAAUCCAAGCCUCUGUGGUCCGACCCGACCCGCCCCGAGAUCAUCAACUCCUGGGAGCUCAUGUCCGGCCUAGACGCCGAAAGCUUCCGCUUUUCCCCUCUCCCCCCACCCAAAUUCAAAGGCCCUUUUGGCUUCGACAAAGAGAACUCGAACCCUAAUUCCGCUUCCCGCGUUAAUUCAUUUAAAUUUCAAAUUCACCCAUCCCCCGUUCUCAAGCUGCCACCACCGCCGCGAGAUGGCAGCCACAGUGAAGUUCCGAGUCUGUCUGCUGCUGUGCUAGCGGCGAAUCCCGCGAUCAACAGGUUUGAGUACCUCUGCCCUCCGAGGGGAGAGGACCGGGUUGUGAUCUACACCACCACUCUGCGAGGGGUGCGGAAGACGUUCGAGGACUGCAAUGCUGUGAGGGCGGCAGUCGAGGGGCUUGGUGUGGCGGUGUGUGAGCGGGAUGUGUCAAUGGACAGCGGGUUCAAGGAGGAGCUGAGGGAGCUGAUGAAGGGGCGGGCAAGGGUGGAGGUUGUGCCGCCGAGGGUCUUCGUGAGGGGUAGGUACUUGGGUGGGGCCGAGGAGGUGAUGAGGAUCGUCGAGGAGGGCGGUCUGGGGGAGCUGCUUGAGGGCUUGCCGAAGAGAAAGGCGGGCAUGUUGUGUGAAGGGUGCGGGGGCGUGCGGUUCUUGCCUUGUUUCCGGUGUAAUGGGAGUUGCAAAGUGUUGGUGAAUCUGGUGUUGGUGAAGGAGGAAGGUGAAGAUGGAGAGAAACCAGAGAGGGUUGUUGUGGUAAGGUGUUCUGAUUGCAAUGAGAAUGGGUUGGUCUUGUGCCCAAUCUGUAUCUAAUUUCUGUGAUGAUGGGAGUCUUGGACUAGGUGGUCUCUCACAGUUAUUGUCCUAAAUAACUUGCUAACUAUGAGAAAUGAAAAUGCUUAGCAUUUUGUUUACUUACAGUUAUUGCCCUAAAUAACUUACUAAAUAUGCGAAACGAAAAUGCUUAGCA